Molecule: messenger RNA, 1071 nt
Organism: Carlito syrichta (Philippine tarsier)
Lineage: Eukaryota; Metazoa; Chordata; Mammalia; Primates; Tarsiidae
Gene: THAP7
Product: THAP domain containing 7
Exons: 5
Coding region: 32-961 (309 amino acids)
Biological process (GO): regulation of DNA-templated transcription
Cellular component (GO): nucleus
Source: RefSeq, a predicted model, not a curated record
GAGACUACGGCGGUGCAGCAAUGGCGAGACCAUGCCGCGUCACUGCUCCGCCGCCGGCUGCUGCACACGGGAUACACGCGAGACGCGCAACCGCGGCAUCUCCUUCCACAGACUUCCCAAGAAGGACAAUCCGAGGCGAGGCUUGUGGCUGGCCAACUGCCAGCGGCUGGACCCCAGCGGCCAGGGCCUGUGGGAUCCGGCGUCUGAGUACAUCUACUUCUGCUCCAAACACUUCGAGGAGAACUGCUUUGAGCUGGUGGGAAUCAGCGGGUAUCACAGGCUGAAGGAGGGAGCAGUCCCCACCAUAUUCGAGUCCUUCUCCAAGUUACGCCGGACAGCCAAAACCAAGGGACACAGUUACCCACCUGGCACCCCCGAAGUAAGCCGGCUUCGGCGAUGCAGAAAACGCUGCCCUGAAGGCCGAGGGCCUACAACUCCAUUUUCUCCACCUCCACCAGCUGAUGUCACUUGCUUUCCUGUGGAAGAGGCCUCAGCACCUGCCACAUUGCCUGCCUCCCCAGCUGGGAGGCUGGAGCCUGGCCUUAGCAGCCCCUUCUCAGACCUUCUGGGCCCUCUGGGUGCCCAAGCAGAUGAAGCAGGCUGUAGUGCCCAGCCCUCGCCAGAGCGGCAGCCCUCCCCUCUUGAGCCACGGCCUGUCUCCCCCUCAGCCUACAUGUUGCGCCUGCCGCCACCUGCUGGAGCCUAUAUCCAGAAUGAGCACAGCUACCAGGUGGGCAGUGCCCUGCUCUGGAAGAGGCGGGCUGAGGCAGCCCUUGAUGCCCUGGACAAGGCCCAGCGCCAGCUACAGGCCUGCAAGCGACGGGAACAGCGGCUGCGGCUACGGCUGACCAAGCUACAGCAGGAGCGGGCACGGGAGAAGCGGGCACAGGCGGAUGCCCGCCAGACUCUGAAGGAGCAUGUGCAGGACUUUGCCAUGCAGCUGAGCAGCAGCAUGGCCUGAAGGGUGGCCAGACUGAGGGGCUGCCCAACAAGGACAUGGCCUCUCCCUCCCUCAGAAUCCACCUGGAUAGGAAUCACCUGGUACCAUAAUAAAGUGGAUUCUAGAAGGAG